Symbiodinium sp. CCMP2592 is the source of this 981-nucleotide messenger RNA. The record is from the annotation of a GenBank genome assembly. Lineage: Eukaryota; Dinophyceae; Suessiales; Symbiodiniaceae.
AUGGAGCAAGAGACGCUGAUGGCUGUUGCGAUACAACCUCGAAGACUGCGUUGGUUUGGCAGUCUGGGUGAUGCAGUGCAGAUUUUAGCGAACGACUUUCUUGGAACCGUCCAACUUCUCAGGAAGGUGCCGGAGCCUUAUCAGGAGGGGCUGGCUUGGUUGGCUUGCGCGGGGUCGGUAAAGGCCGUCGGGACUACUGCGGCAGCCACGCCUCACCUGGCCCUGAGCAUGGCAACUCUUAGUUUCGAUCCGGUGGCCUGGGGAGCUUUGGGCAUCAUGCUGGCCAGCUCGUCCAUCAUUGCCCAAAGGGCACAGAAGUAUGAGCAGGAAGAACGCGAGGUGGCGAGCUCUGCUUCGAAGGUGCUUCUGACCUCAGGUGUUGCGCAGCUCUGUGUUUGUGCAGUGGAGGCCGGCUAUCAGAUGCAGCCGCUUGCGCUGUCGCUGCCUAUCUCCUCCCCGUUCUUAGCGGCACGAUUCCUGCAAGAUCUUGUCAUCCUCCCUAUGUGGCUUCGUGGUAUUGGCGCAGCCACCAUACAGCCCGCCGUGGCAGAGAGAGCAGCCAAGUUCUCGGCGGUUGGCGUGAUUUGCCAGACCGGGGCUGCCAUUUGGGCUGACAACUUCUUGGUCGUCGGCGCUUUGCUGGCUCCGGCGACGCUCUGCAUCUCUGCUGCUUCCUUCGAGGUACUGCAACGCUUCCAGGCAUCGCCACCCAAGCGGCCAGAAGAGCUACAGCUCAGUGGUAUCCUGCUGUCCUUGUAUAUGCUUUUCAGCGGAUUCCUGGAGAUGCUGGCCGAGUACGCAGUUCUUGAUGUCAUGGCCAAGGUUACCAGCUGCUUCUUGCUGACAAAGAGCCUCGGUGCGCCUGCAAACCGACGGGGCUCUGCAACUGCCCUGCACCCCGAAGACGGGAACAGUUUGGGUGCCCUCCGCAACGCCUUAGAGGAAGCUGAUCGGGCGUUGGCGGGCGACAGCCCCGGCUAG